This is a messenger RNA of Penicillium griseofulvum, 543 nucleotides long. RefSeq lists its product as uncharacterized. The coding region runs from base 1 to 543 and encodes 180 amino acids. Lineage: Eukaryota; Fungi; Ascomycota; Eurotiomycetes; Eurotiales; Aspergillaceae. The transcript is spliced from 2 exons. The record is from RefSeq and is a predicted model, not a curated record.
AUGAUUGUGAUCUACCUUCUCAUGGUUGCCGCUGCAUGGCAAAGAGCGGUCGCUGAUUCUGACGGCUGUUCAAGCAGUGUAGUGAUCUCGAAUCAAAGCGAUGCGAAUAAACUGACCAACUGCGACACAUUCGGCGGAAGCAUUACGAUAUCCUCUUCUGCCACCGGAGUGAUCACCAUCAACAAUGUCGAGGAAAUCAAGGGCGCAUUCAUUGCUGAGGGUGCCUCAGGUCUCACAAAGAUUAUUAUGCCUGAUUUGGACAGUGUACGGGGAGGUGUCACACUGAGUAACCUCAUCUCACUCACAACCAUAACUAUGGGCGCGCUAUCACAAGUUUCUUCAAGUAUAAUUAUCACGGGGAAUCCGAAGCUGAAAACACUUCGGUUCCAAGACUUGGAUGAAGUUGAAGGACAGUUGAUAUUGACGGGAUCAUUCGACAGGUACGGUCAUUACAACAGCCAUCACCUCCCUCCUUCCACGAAACUGAUCAAUAUACUAGCGUUUUAUUACCUUCUCUUGAUGAAGUCAAAGGUCAGACAUUAA